Molecule: messenger RNA, 611 nt
Organism: Paramecium sonneborni
Lineage: Eukaryota; Ciliophora; Oligohymenophorea; Peniculida; Parameciidae
Source: the annotation of a GenBank genome assembly
AUGUAAAUUAAUUAAGCUCUCCCAAUACAUUGUGCUUAUUGUUUUGAUAUUCUGCUAGCAUCUUUAUAAAAAAAAGAUGUACCUAAACCAACCUUUUAAGAAUUUGAUGUUCCAGUUUUUGUUACUUUUCAUACAAAUAAAGAAGAUUUGAGAGGGUGUAUAGGAACAUUUUCACCAGGUCCUUUGAGUUAACAAUUAGCUAAAUAUACUUAUUUAUCAGCCUUUAAGGAUAGUAGGUUCCCUCCUAUAUAAAUGAAAGAAUUAGAUUCUUUAGAUGUUGGAGUGAGUUUAUUAGUGAACUUUUAAAAAGGAAAAAAGUGGAAUCAAUGGGAAGUAGGAAAACAUGGAAUUAUUAUUGAUUUCUAAGAGGGGGGAAGAGGUAAAUAUAUCUAAUAAUUUUUAGAAUAUGGAGCUACUUUUCUACCAGAAGUAGCAGCUGAAUAAGAAUGGGAUGUUAACACAACUUUAGAACAUUUGAUUGCAAAGGCAGGAUAUAGAAAGAAUUACUAAAAUGUAUUAGACAAGAUUGAUUUAACAACUUAUGAAACAUCUAAAGCUAAAUUGACUUAUGCUGAAUAUUUAGAAUUGAAGAAAUGAUCAAUAUAUAUAAA